Molecule: messenger RNA, 2857 nt
Organism: Spirodela intermedia
Lineage: Eukaryota; Viridiplantae; Streptophyta; Magnoliopsida; Alismatales; Araceae
Source: the annotation of a GenBank genome assembly
AUGGCCUCUUCGCCGGCGGCCAAUGCCGUCGUCAGCGGUGCUUCUUCCUCCGGCGCUGGACGGUUUCCGAGGCGGAGGCGUGUGGCGGAGGCGGCCCUCGGAAGACAUACCGUAGUCUCGUCGAGCGACCGCAGAGAGUCCUCGCGCGGCUCCCUGGUGCUCAAGGUCUUCCCUCCUCCUCCGUACCCCCUUGCUUUGGAGUUGUUUUCAGUCGCUUGGUUAGCUAAAGGUUGGGGCAAUGUGGAUAGUACUUACGGACGGUCUGCUCGAUCAGCGAUCUGUACAACAUGCGAGGUUUUUAUGGCCGUCUUUUAGCUAGUCAAUGAAUUUUCGGAAUGCGUUGAAUGCUUGUUUCUUGUUUUCGAUCAUUUCUGAGAAAAUGCAGUUGCCCUCGCGGGGUGCGAUCUGGUUUGACGUAUUAAUAAAUCAAGAAGGAACCAAGACGAGAAAAUUUUCAUGAGUGUAUGCGGAGAUUUUUUUUCUUCUCCGGUAUCAGCUCACAUCUUCUUCACGUAGACACGAGUACAAUUCCCAAGGAAGGUUUAACACAUUUCCCCAGGGUGAAGUUCCUGAUGUGGAGCUUCCGAAAACUUACUGAAUGAAUAUUGCGACCAUUGAAACAUCGUCAUCCUGCAAACAAAAUUUUUCUCAAAAUAUUAAUCGUCUCUUGCACUCUAUGGUCCUUCAUUAAGCUGUAGAUAGUCAUCACGUCGCCUUAUUCUGUGCGAUGGAUCAGGAGUCUUUGAUCAUGUUUUCUGGUUGAAUGAUUGGGAUUUCUCCGAGGUGUUUCCUUCUAAAAAGAAAGACAUUUUACCCAAAACUUUCAUCAGCUUUCAGUUGGUCAUCCUCUUGCUACGAUUAUAAUGCGAAACUAACAAUUUUCAAUCACCAAAGGCUUCAGUUUACUCCUAGAAUCGAUGUUUCAGAACAGUCAAACGAGUCAUUCAUCUAUAUUUCAAGAGAAAAUUUUAGCCAUGGAGAUGGAAAUUUACUUCCUUUAAUCCACAAAAAAAUGUGAAGCUAGAUUACAUCUGUCUAUAUUUUUAGAGAAGAAGAUUCAAUUUACACUUUUCCUUCUGCUCAUAUAUCAACACCGAAAUUGCAAGAAACUGCUGUAGCUUCGAGAGCAUGGAAUUAAAUAGUUUCUUGUAGUGAAGAGAUAUCCCGGACCAAAAAACGAAUCUAUGUUAUCAAGCAAGCAUACUAAUGUCGGAAGAUAUUUUCUUUUUAUUCAUGCAACUUCUCAUGUAUCUCCCUUUGGCCAAUGCUCUAUAAUGUGUGGGUACAUAACACAUUUCCUUUAUCUUUUUUCUUCCUUAUAAUGUGUGAAUACAAUGCUAAUCCUUUUGGAUAUUCCUAACACAGACUCUCGGUUGAUCCCUCUUUCCGGGUAUAUGUUCUUAUAUGUUUCUUGGAGUUCUUAUAUGCUUCUUUCUUGACAUGGCUAGGCUACUAAGCUUUUGGGCCCUCCGACUAGAUUUGAAGCAUCAAAGCUUGAGGUGGUCUUCCUAGGGGAAGAAAUUGGGAAGCAUCAACUAUGCACCAGUUCUAGGACAUACACUCUCAGCCACUGUGACUUGACUGCUAAUUUAACCCUUGCGGUCUCCAAUCAUAUCAGCUUCGACCAGGUAUGUCUCUGAAUACGCAUCCGCACAUAAAUAAUUCUCAACAUCAUCGUAUCUUCAUCUGACGCUGAAUAUUUUCAUAUCCCAAUCAUUUUUUUGUAAGUCUAUCAUUUCUUUUUUUAAAUUUUACAUGUCCUAAUUUGGGAAAAAAAUUCUUGAUAUUUAACUACCGGCAAAGUUUUUCUUUGUGUCUUCAUCCGACAUUGCGAAUAUUUUCAUGCCCCAAUCACUUUUUUUUUUAUAAUUACUAUCAUAUUUUUUUAGUUUUACAAUGCCUAUGCUUAUUCUAUUCGGGAAAAGAAAUCACCAAAUAACUGUUUAAGCUUUACCUUGUGUGUUGGAAAGAUCUGGGCACUGUUUUUAGCGACUUAGCUCGUCUGCUGCAGCUGCGGAGGUGGCAAGCAAAGUUGCAGCGUGAUGAUGUGGUGGCCGAGUGGAAGAUGGUGAAAGACGAAAGAUCCUUGCAUGUACACUGCUACGUGAGUGGAACCAAUCCAUUGCAAGACCUCGCGGCAGAAUUCAGAUACCACAUCUUCUGUAAGGAGCUACCUCUGGUGAGUUUCUGCUUCUCCAGGGGAGCUUAUGCAUCAGGAGGGCUUCUUCCCCUCUUACCACGCUUCCAUAUUAUCAUCCGAGCAUUGCGCAUCACUGGCUCCUUGAUGUUACUUCAGGUUCUCAAGGCCGUCGUUCAUGGCGACUCUGUCCUCUUCGAGGAGCACCCGGAGCUCAUUGAGGCCUCUGUCUGGGUUUACUUCCAUUCUAAGUCAAAGAAGUACAAUCGCGUGGAGUGCUGGGGCCCUCUCAAGGAUGCGAUGAAGGUAAGGGCCAGCGCGCUGCAGGCUGCUACUUCCUCCGGCCAUUUCUCAUCUCAGGUUAAUAAUGCCCACUUCGAGUAGAUCAUGAUUCUUCAAGCAUAACAGCCAUCUGACCAGAGACUAGUUUCUAAUGAGCGGGAGUCAACCCGUCUAUCCAUAUCCACUGACUUCAUUUUCUUCAGGAAAUGUGAGAAUCCAGUGGUUUUAUUUUCGUCACGAAUGAAAAUGGGGGGCUAUUAUUCUCACCAUGACAGCAUUCCAUUUAUAGCUCCUGACUUCGUCUGCUGUGGGAAAACCCAUCUUCAGAGGACGCUGGAGGAUCAGUCGGAGGACGUCCAGACCGUGGUCAACGGAGGCUUCGAUAAGUGGCCGAGUCCCAAGAGCAUCCUCCACGCGCUCGUCGCCUUCCUCCUCUGA